AUGGUAUAUCUGUUAUUGCCAUUAGGGGGAAUGCUGCUGAGGAUACUAGCAGCCGCAGCAGCAGCUGCUGCUGCUGCAGCAGGUGACAGCCGCAGCCGCAGCACCAGCAACAGCACCAGCACCAGCAGCCCCAGCCCCACGACCCCCCAUGGACGGGCACCAGCAGCAGCAGCUGUUGUUGUUCGCCUUUUGCGUCUGUUGCGCUUUCUGUCAGAUCUUCCUACUCAACUAGGUGUCUGUCUGCUGCAGCAGCAACAGCAGCUGCAGCAGCAGCAGGCCCGAGAGCUGCUGCAUGCAGCAGCAACAGUAUCCACUGCUGCAGCAGCAGCAAGAUUAGGAAUUGCAGUUUCUCAUAGCCACACAAGCGGGGUAGGCACCUGGGCGUGGAGUGAUUUCAUAGGCAGCAGCGGCAGCAGCAGCAAGAGCAGCAACAGCAGCAGCAGCAGCGGCAGAGGCGUGAAGAAGCCGUGGCAUUUGUCUUUGUUUGUUCGCCUACGCUUGGAUUUAACAGGAACAGCAGCAGCAGCUGCCACAGUAGCUGCAGCGGCAGCAACGGCUGGCGCGGCGCCAGGAGCAGCAACGGUGGCAGCAGCAGCGACGGCAGCAGCAAAAGUAGCAGCAGCAGCAGCAACAGCAGCACCAAUUGCUUCAAAAAUGGCGCAGAAGAAGCCCACCCCGAAAGAGGGCUCUCAGCGGUCGUCAGCAAAGCCCAGCAGCAGCAGCAGCAGCAGCAGAAGCAGCAGCAGCAAAGGCAACAACAACAGCAGCAGCAGCAGCAGCAGCAGCAGUAGCAGCCGGAGUGGGAAGGGCAGCAGCAGCUUAAACAACGAGGCUGCAUCGUCGAUCUCAGAAGCAGCAAAACAGGAAGACGUGGCCAAAAGCAAAGCCAAGAAUGAAGUGACUCCAAAGAGCGAUAGCAGCAGCAGCAACAGCAGCAGUAACAGCAGCAGCAGCAGCAGUAGCAGCAGCAGCGCCGCAGCCAAAAAGAAGAGGAGAAGGCAUCCCUUUCUGAGCACAAAAAAGAGGCGAAGGACGGCGACAAGCAGCAGCAGCAGCAGCAGCAGCAGCAGCUCGGCUGCUGGCGCAUCGAAGGCGCCGCGUGAGCCUCGAGAAACCGUGCGCAGCAGCAGCGUGAGCAGCAGCAGCGAGAGCAGCAGCAACAGCAGCAGCAGCAAGGAGGAGGAGCAGCAAGGGGAAGCGGAGAGCGACGACGAGGCGCUGCUGCUGCAGCCGUGGCCGCCAACAGCAGGGGACCUGCGGGAGCCCAGCAGCAGCAAACUGCGCUGCCUCUGGCAGCAGCAGCAGCACCAAGAUGCAGCAGACCGGAGGCUUGAGGCUCUCUUUGAUGUCUUCUGCAGCAGCGCCGUUGCUGCACUGCAGCGGCUGCGCGACAAGCUUGCUGAUGCUGCUGCUCCUGCUGCUGCUGCUGCUGCUGGGGCCCCGGACUUGCUGGCAGCAGCAGCAGCGGCAGAAGAAGACCCCAAAGUGGAAAGCGAGACCCAGCAGCAGCAGCAGCAGCAGCUGGAUGUGGCGCAGCUUGCUUCCUGCGUGCUGCACCUGCUGCCGCCGCCUGCGCCGGGCGGCAGACGCCCCAGGAAAAAGCCGCAGCAGCAGCGCCAGCAGCAGACGCAGCAGCAAGAUGCAGCAGCAGACACGCCAGAAACCCCAGAGCAAAGCAACCCGCAAACGCCAACAGCAACUGUAGAUUCGCAGCAGCAGCAGGCAGACGACGAGACGCAGACGCAGCAAGACUCCCAGCAGCAGCAGCAGCAGCAAGGCGCUGCUGCUGCUGCCCCCGGCACUAUCCGCCGCAGCCAGGGCUUCCUGCAGUUCUGUGCCGAGCUCUCACAAACAGCAGCAGCAGCAGCUGCUGCCAGCUGCGUGCAGGCGUGCAGCGCGAGCAGCGAGGGCAGCAACGCAGCAGCAACAGCAGCAGCAACUGCAGCAGCAACAACAGCAGCUCUGGAGGCAGCAGGGAGCGCGCCAUACUGGGAGUGGGAGGAGAUCGGGGGCGAAGACGACUUAGCAGGAGGCGCAGCAGCGGCAGCAGCAGCACCGGCAGCAGCAGCAGCAGCAGCAACAGCGCCAGACCCCAUGCAGCGGCUGCUGCAGCGGCUCUUCGUGCUGCUGGGACGCAAGUCAGGGCCCCCCAUGAGAGCAGCAAGGUCUGUCCGCCGGCUGCUGCAGGAUAAAGGAGAAGCAGAAUUGCUGCUGCCUCUGAGGCCUUUUGCUGAAUCUUCAGAAGGGCCCACGGAUUGGGCCCACCUCAAGCCGCUGCAGCGUCUUCGCUUCCUGCGUGCGCUGAUCUCGCUGGUUUUGUCAGAAAGCCCCCAAAUCGCGCGGUACGUAGGAGAGGCAGCACCCGAGGGCUUUGGCUGCGACGCGCUCGUGGGAGAAGACGGGGCGGGCCAUCUCUAUUGGCUAGUCACGCAGCAGGGGGACCCUGCGGCCUUCAAGCUCUACAGGGAAGAAGUCAGCCAGCGGCGGUACGAAUUGCUGAGUGAGGACUUGCCGUCGCUAGAGUCCAUAGCGACGAGCCUAGAAGCAGAGGAGGGGAUGGCGGACUUGGCGCAGCAGCUGCUGCAGCAGCACCAGCUGCUGCUGCAGCAGCAGCGGCAGCGCAGCAGAGAAGAGAGACGCCGGAAGGCCGUGGAAAGGCAGCUGGAGACGGCCCAGUGGGGCGUCGUCACGGGGCGUCGGGAGCGGAAGCCAGUGAACUACCUGGAAGUUGAGGGCGAGCUCGAAGAGAGCAGCAGCAAACCGAUCAACACAGCAGCAACGCGGGAGGAGCGGUGGCGAGCGCGACUGGAGAGGAAGGCAAGUGCCUACUUGGCUAGCUAG
Messenger RNA from Eimeria tenella, 2841 nucleotides. RefSeq lists its product as uncharacterized. Gene Ontology annotation, molecular function: transcription cis-regulatory region binding. Gene Ontology annotation, biological process: regulation of transcription by RNA polymerase II. Gene Ontology annotation, cellular component: nucleus. The transcript has 8 exons. Bases 1 to 2841 code for a protein of 946 amino acids. Lineage: Eukaryota; Apicomplexa; Conoidasida; Eucoccidiorida; Eimeriidae. The record is from RefSeq and is a predicted model, not a curated record.